AUGAUACUUCGUAAGUUGCAACUCCAGAAUAGAUUUCGGUCAAGUGGGUUGAAAUUAUCUACUCAACUUCGAAAUUUUACAAAAACGAACUUUUAUUGUUACGCUCAGAAAACUAAGGUUGUUAAGUCAACAAUUGAUAUUGAUAAUGAAUUAGUUGCUGCUACAGAGCUUCCACUUUUGGAUUGGGACAGAGGAGGACGUACACAGAACGAAGCCUUGACUCCGUUAUACGCUUCUAUGAAAAUUCUAAUUGAUGCUAAUCCAGGAUGUGUUUGCUUGAUCCAAGUGGGAAGCUUUUAUGAGCUAUAUUUCGAGCAAGCUGAAAUUUAUGGACCUAAGUUAGGUUUAAAGGUAGCUACCAGGAAAACAAAUAGUUAUUCUAUACCAAUGGCUGGAUUUCCCACAUACCAAUUGCAAAAAUUUGUCAAAUCAUUAGUGCAAGACUUAGAACAAAACGUCGCAAUUAUAGAUCAAUAUCCCCUUGAGAGACGUAUAAAUGAGUCAAUUAUCCAUCGCAAAAUUUCAAGGAUUGUCUCCCCAGGCACCCUUGUGGACGAAACAUUUUUGAACUAUAAUCAGAAUAACUAUCUAGUUGCAAUCGCGUUUCCUGCUAAAUUCACUAAAACUCCGGCCGAUUUAGAUCUUUGCAUUGGACUUUCAUGGAUCGAUAUAUCGGUUGGAGAGUUUUAUGUACAACAAACCACUUUAGGUGAGCUCAUAGCUGAUAUAUCACGAAUUAACCCAAGCGAAAUAAUCAUUUCAAAGGAAUUUCAAGAGGAUAAUUUAACUAGUGGUCAAUGGCACCUGUGCCUACAAGAUCUAAGAAAAUACUUUAUUCGCUAUCACAAGACUGUUUACAAGGAUUUGAAACUUCAAUUCAAGACAAAUUUGCAAACCACAAGAAAAAAAUUGGAAAGCUUUUCGAUUAAGGAAGAAAUGGCAAUGAAUAUGGUUUUAUCUUAUAUUAACGUGAAUCUCCCUGAUACAGAUCCGACGCUUGAUUUACCUAUUCAGUAUUGGAACGAAGACCGUCUUCAAAUGGAUGCACGAACCCGUGAAGCGUUAGAAUUGACUGAGAGAUCAACAGGUGGGCACACAUCGGUAGUAGGAUCCCUAUUAACCACUAUUAAGAGGACUAUAACACCGUCAGGAACCCGUUUGCUAACUCAAUGGCUUAAGUCGCCAAUUUUGGAUGUAUCUGAACUUCGUAGUCGACAGGAGUUCGUUAUUCUUUUUAAAGAAAAUAACUACCUUAAACUAUCUUUAAGAACCCAAUUAACGCAAUUGGGUGAUUUUAUUCGUUCAGUCCAAAGGCUUGUAUUCGGUACUGGUGAUAUAGUAGCACACCUACAAUACAUCGGUGAUGGCUUAACCAAACUAGAAAGCCUCCAUUCGUUUCUCAAAGAAGAAGCCAAAAAGGAUAUUUUUGCAGGAAAAGUAUUGGAUCCAUUUCUCAAGCAGUUCAAAGUAAGCAGAACUGUAGCUGAGAAGAUAUUUUCUACACUCAAUGUAACUGAAAUUGCCAACCAUGGAAUUUCAGAGACUGAUCAAGACGAAACAGAGGAACAUGAUGAAUCGUCUACGUCAUAUUCUAAUAGUAAUCAAUCUAUCGAAAAAUAUAAAGGCAUAAGAAAACAGAACUCGGAGCUUGGUAUGUUUUUUUCAGUCAGAAAAGAUUAUGAUCCAAUAUUGAAAGAAGCUCAUAAUAAGUUAGAUGAACUUAUGAUUCAGGAAAGCAAUUUGAUAAAGUCUAUACGGACACAAAUUCAAGAAAUUGAUUCGAAACUAACUAUCAUUAAGAAGUCUCAACAUGGAAGAUACAUUAAUGUUUUGUAUAUUUCAGGUAAGCAAAAGCUGAUAGACGAAGCUUAUAAAUUGUUAUCAGUAGAUAUUCGUGAAAGGAGAAAAGGCUCCUUAUUAUACAAACCAGAAUCAUGGGGAAAGUUGCAAGCGUUAAUAGAUGAGCAAAUUGAUAUUAUCAAAGAGUCUGAGAAGGAAAUAAUUGAUGCAUUGCGUCAAGAGGUUCUAAAUAGAGUUUCAGAAAUAAGAAAUGUUAGCAAAUUAGUUGACUAUCUUGAUGUUACAUCUUCGUUUGCAAUUUUAGCGGAAGAAAAUAACUUAGUAUGUCCGAAGUUUGUAAAAACUCCUCAGUUAAACAUCGUUGGUGGUAGGCAUAUUGUGGUGGAAUCAGGUUUGAAAAGUGUCAGUGAUAUGUUUAUUCCGAAUGAUACUAAGGUUGGCUCUGAUGGCAAUUUAUGGGUGAUCUCAGGUCCAAAUAUGGGAGGAAAAAGUACGUAUUUGCGACAAAAUGCUCUUAUUGUUAUUUUAGCGCAAAUCGGUUCCUUUGUUCCUGCUACAAAAGCAAGCAUAGGUAUAGUGGAUAAGAUAUUCACAAGGAUUGGAGCGUCUGACGAUCUUUACAGUGACUUGAGCACUUUCAUGGUCGAAAUGGUAGAAACAAGUAAUAUUUUAAAGAAUGCAACGCCAAGGUCGUUGGCUAUUGUUGAUGAGAUUGGUCGGGGAACAAGUGGAAAAGAAGGAUUAGCAAUUGCAUAUGCAACUUUGUUGGAUUUGCUCCAUGUUAAUAAAUGCCGAACGUUAUUUGCAACUCAUUUUGGUAAAGAACUUCAAAGUCUAUUACUUGCCAACAACGUUAAACAAGAUAAAAUUCGGUAUUACAGAACGAAAGUGUUGCAUAAGGAUACCUCGCUGGAAGAUGGGAAUUAUAGUUUAAUUAUAGAUCAUGCACUCGAGCCGGGUAUUAGUGAUAGAUCAUACGCUCUUGAAGUUGCUAAAAUGGCAGGAUUUCCUGAAUCAGCAUUAUCUAAAGCUCGAGAGGCUUUAAAAUUAAUAAAAUAA
Debaryomyces hansenii CBS767 is the source of this 2859-nucleotide messenger RNA. RefSeq names its product mismatch repair ATPase. Gene Ontology annotation, molecular function: mismatched DNA binding; ATP-dependent DNA damage sensor activity; ATP binding. The record is from RefSeq and is a predicted model, not a curated record. The transcript has a single exon. Gene Ontology annotation, cellular component: nucleus. NCBI's taxonomy places the organism in Eukaryota, Fungi, Ascomycota, Pichiomycetes, Serinales, Debaryomycetaceae. Gene Ontology annotation, biological process: mismatch repair. Bases 1 to 2859 code for a protein of 952 amino acids.